Molecule: messenger RNA, 3312 nt
Organism: Gigantopelta aegis
Lineage: Eukaryota; Metazoa; Mollusca; Gastropoda; Neomphalida; Peltospiridae
Exons: 11
Coding region: 436-1902 (488 amino acids)
Molecular function (GO): NAD+ poly-ADP-ribosyltransferase activity
Source: RefSeq, a predicted model, not a curated record
GAUUUAAUUUGUAUUGCUAAGAUAGCUUCGAAAAUAUGGGUCCAGGUUAUCUGUUGUCAGUUAACAUAUUGUAAAAAAGGCCACCCUGACAAGACAAGCGAGGGUGAUGUGGCCCAUGCGUUCAAGGCUGGGUCUGGUGGAUCAGUAAAUCUGAAUGGAAACUUUCGUGAUAGAUUAUUAGAAUCAAGACUAUCCACACUGACUGGAGCAACAGACUCCAAACCUGACCGAAUUGAUCUGAGGGCAGACAGCAACGUCUACACUGUGUUAGAUUCCUUGAAUUCAGACUUCGAAAAUCUCAGCUUUCUUAAUGAUUCAUCCGAUGUGGUGUUGGGGGAGAAUAAGAAUGGCACAAAAUCUUCAGCAGGUUAUACAGUUGGUGGCGACACGCAUUCAGAAUCCUCAAAUGUUUAUUCAUUUGGUAGUACUGGUAACAUGCAUUUGGACAGUUUAGGUAAAACCGGUCUAAACGGUACGGUACUAGCAAACAGUACUUUGUUACGUUUCAGUCCAUUGACAGUGAAAUAUGACACAGAUUCAGGUUUUGGGAAAGAAAAGGAGACCGAUGUUUCAGAGCAGGUGACUCAAGAGACUGAUAUGGAAGUUGAUUUGCCUUAUACCCCAGAAAGACAGCCUCCAAAUGAGAUGACCAUUGAUGUGUCUACAACACCACGAGGCAAGCCUUAUUGCAUCGAAACAUUUGAUGAGGUUUCCAGUCAAUUUCAGUGCAAUUAUUGUGGAGCUUACAAAGAGUGUGAGGAAGUAACCCAAUGCUGUGAUGGACAUGCCGUAUGUCAAAAAUGUAUUGAACCAGAGGUCAAGGCCAUUUUUGCCAGUGACAGCCAGGUUCAUAUCAAUUGUCCCAUUAAUCUGUGCGAGAGUGAGAUUCCUAUUGGUGAAGCAAAGAAGAUUCUCCCGUCCAUGGUGAUAGACUUGGUCCAGGAUAAAAUGGAUAAAUAUUGCCUAGAAAGUAUCAACAACAUGCCAAACAUGUUCAAGUGUCCAGAUUGUGGAGUGCCUGUUGAGAUGGCUCCUGGGAAUAAAGAAUUCCAGUGUCAAAAUGAAGAUUGCAUGAUGACAUGUUGCUGCUACUGCAAGAAGCCAUGGAAUGAUAGAGACUACUCCAGCUGCAGCCCGGUGCUUUUGGCAGCAGACGACAUUGCUGGUAUGGAACAGUUGCCACAACACUGGGACCCAAUGCCAGAUAAGGACACGGAUUUCAUCAGAGUAAAGUUACAGCCGGGAUCGGAAGAAUACAAAACCGUGAUAGAUAGCUUCCGUCACACGAUGCGAGGCAGACUGGUGAAGUCGAUCAGACGAAUACAGAACCCACGACUGUGGCAAAAAUAUUUACUAACCCGGAAGCACAUGUUGGAUGAUUUCGGAGCACAGAAACUCAACGAACAGCUCCUGUUCCAUGGCUCAAACGCCGAGACUGUGAACGCUAUCUGUAAGGAGGGAUUUGAUUGGAGGCUGUGUGGCCGGCAUGGCACAAUGUUUGGGAAAGGUACAUAUUUUGCUAAAGAUGCCAGUUAUUCUGAUGGCUAUUCUCACAGUGGUGAUAUGUCAUUAAAUUCCAAGGCCUUUCAUCGAGGAGCAGCAAUACUACAACAUCCUACAACAACAUUUUCACUUCCACCAACACCAGCACCACACCUGACAACAGUACAGCCAUUUCCACGAACUGACAAGACGGGAAGGUCCAAGUUGAUGCUGUGUGCCAAGGUUCUGUGUGGUCGUAUGACGGCGGGAAACAAGCGUAUGCUUCGGCCUCCACCGGAUCCUGGUGACUUGAAGCAGAGACCGUUCAAUUCUGCAGUCGAUAACCCAAUCAACCCAUCCAUGUUCGUAAUAUUUGAGAGUUCGCAGACUUAUCCAGAAUAUGUUUUGGAAUAUUUAUGAUGAAGUGGUUCAUGUCCUGUCUUUCUGUUCUAGCGCCAUAAUGGUAACUCAGUGGCACAGAAAUAAAUUGGGGCCAUUGCAUUGAUCACCCUGACCCCCACCCCCCUCCUUCACCCAGCCCCACCUCCAUCACUGGGCAGGCAGGAUAUAGCUUGGCAAUAGAGCACAUAACUCACCCUCACCCCCUCCUUCACCCAGCCUCAUCUCCUUCAUCACUGGGCAGGCAGGAUAUAGCUUGGCAAUAGAGCACAUAACUCACCCUCACCCCCUCCUUCACCCAGCCUCAUCUCCUUCAUCACUGGGCAGGCAGGAUAUAGCUUGGCAAUAGAGCACAUCUCACCCUCACCCCCUCCUUCACCCAGCCCCACCUCCUUCAUCACUGGGCAGGCAGGAUAUAGCUUGGCAAUAGAUCACAUAACUCACCAUUGCAUUGGUCACCUCCACCCCCACCCCCGCCUUCACCCAGCCUCAUCUCCUUCAUCACUGGGCAGGCAGGAUAUAGCUUGGCAAUAGAGCACAUAAUUCACCAUUGCAUUGGUCACCUCCACCCCCAACCCCCGCCUUCACCCAGCCUCAUCUCCUUCAUCACUGGGCAGGCAGGAUAUAGCUUGGCAAUAGAGCACAUAACUCACCAUUGCAUUGGUCACCUCCACCCCGAACCCCCGCCUUCACCCAGCCUCAUCUCCUUCAUCACUGGGCAGGCAGGAUAUAGCUUGGCAAUAGAGCACAUAACUCACCAUUGCAUUGGUCAUCCUCACCCCCCUCCUUCACCCAGCCUCAUCUCCUUCAUCACUGGGUAGACUGGAUAUAGCUUGGCAAUAGAGCACAUAACUCACCAUUGCAUUGGUCACCUCCACCCCCACCCCCACCCCCCUCCUUCACCCAGCCUCAUCUCCUUCAUCACUGGGCAGGCAGGAUAUAGCUUGGCAAUAGAGCACAUAACUCACCAUUGUAUUGGUCAUCCUCACCCCCCUCCUUCACCCAGCCUCAUCUCCUUCAUCACUGGGUAGACUGGAUAUAGCUUGGCAAUAGAGCACAUAACUCACCAUUGCAUUGGUCACAGGCUGUGGUAUGUGUUAUCCUGUCUAUGGGAUGGUGCAUAUAAAAGACACCUUGCUACUAAUAGAUAAAUCAAUUUAAGAAUUACAAAUGAUUAACAUCCAAUAGCCGAUGAUUAAUAAAUAUCAAUGUACUCUGGUGGUGGUGUUUAACAAAACAAACUUUUAACUUUUUUUUGUUUUUAGUCAAGUGUGCCUUGACACCACUAACAAUCAACGUUUUAUGAUCUAUGCCAUUUUGUUUUAGUAUUUACAAACCACUUUGAAAAGAAUUCACAUUAAAUUGGUAUUUUGUUGUUUUCAUAUUAAAUAAAUGUAAGUAAUUUACAAUAUUAAAAAUAUAUUUUCUGUA